Messenger RNA from Phoenix dactylifera (date palm), 7101 nucleotides. NCBI's taxonomy places the organism in Eukaryota, Viridiplantae, Streptophyta, Magnoliopsida, Arecales, Arecaceae. The record is from RefSeq and is a predicted model, not a curated record.
CCAAACGCGCUAAAAGUGUUCUUUUAGGCAUCCUAUCUGUUUUCACCACGCCAUCACCUGUCCCCCUUCACCCUCUCCCGACCGUCGGUCUCCCCAAGCGGAUGACAUGGCGGCCACCAAGGGGUGUAUAAAUCUCUGCGGUGCAAAAUGUGCCCCGCAGAGGAUCCCGGCUCCCCUCCAAGGCGCAAAGUUUUGGGGCCGAUCGACUCCCUGCUUCCCAUCCUCCCCGAAUUCCUCUCUCCAACUAAUAAAGCCCUUCUCCGCCACGCACGGCGCCCGGCGGUCACUCCCACUCGGCGAGCCAUGGAGGUGGGUUUCUGCCCCUCGCGCUUCUCCCUGGAUGCGCGGAUACUCUCCUCUCCUCCCACCCACACUCGGGGCACGAGGGCCCGAUUCAAGGCCGCCCUCACCCCUUCUCCCGGAGCUUCUCCGAGAGCAUCCUCUCUUAGCAGCGCCUUUGUCGCUCCUUUUGUCGGAGGAAGCGUCUCCGGCGAGUUCUCCGGUCAGAAGUUGUGGAUCCCCUAUUUAAGCUCGUGUCCAUCCGGCCGCCGAGGCAAGAGGGGCGUCGUUCCCAUGGUUGUCCCUUCUUGAGAGGAAGUGCGUGGGAGCAACCACCUCCAGAUCUAGCAUCUUACUUGUCCAGAAACCGAAUCGUAUACUUGGGUAUGUCUCUUGUUCCAUCAGUGACAGAGCUGAUGCUAGCAGAAUUCCUUUAUCUUCAAUAUGAGGACGCAGAAAAGCCAAUUUACCUAUAUAUAAAUUCCACUGGCACAAGGAAGGUCUUUUUCUUUUCCUCUUCUUUAUCAGUAUACCUAUUAAGUAGUUCACUUUGAUAAUCAGAAAGCUUUAUUCAUUUCACAUUCUAAAUCUUUCAACGGAGACUCUUACAUUGAUCAUAUCUUAUAUGACACAUUAGAAAUUGCUGUUAUCAGAUAUAUGAGUAGUGUGUGUGUGUAUGUUCAUUGUUUAGUAGAUAUAAGUGUUACAAAAUUCACUGAACUUGCUUUAGGAACUGUAGUAUACCUAGUGCCAUGUGAAACUUAGUUUCAGAAUUUGUACUUGGAGACACUGCAGUUUAAUUGUGCAAAAUGUUAUAUAUAAGUUGGUGAAAUUGUAAAUAUCCUGCAUUCAGAAAUUGUUUCUUUUCCUGCUCCAAACAUUAGUUGUAACAUCAGUAUGGACUAUUGAGCACAAGCUAUUAAAGAGGAGAUGGGGCUUGCUACACUUCUAUACCCUUGUCCCCUACUUUUGGAACCUAGAAACUAAUACCCCUGCAGUAGCUGCUUUGAGAUUUCAUCCAAUUGUUUUUAUUGUGACGGUGCAGUGUUGACAUGAUUUAGAUUUCAGAAUUAGAGUAAUGUUGAAAUGAUAUACGUGUAACUUUUAUUUAAUUGAUGGAAGACUGAGGCUAUUUGAAAAUAUCAAGCAAUCAGUUAAUGGCUUAACUUGCAGAGGUGGCCAUUGCUUUUUAGCUGUGUCAUAAUGGACUGAUUAUAUAUUCAUGCUUAUAUCAUGUUUCUUCUCCCUGUUGCUGGUCUAUGCUGUUGAAGGAAUACUGUUCAACCUCCGCACCUUAAGUUUUCAGAUAAGACAGCCUAAUGUUCUGUCAUCAUUAUUUGCAUUUUAUCCCUAAUAAAAUGUUUCCGAUUUAGGUAAAUUUUUUGGUGAUGGGUAAUAUAUUAAGUGUAGGACCAAAUCAAGUUGUCUAGAUGAGUUUUUGGUUUACAUACUUCGUAUUACCAUUCUGUUAUGCUGUCAUUUCUUAGAUUUCCUAUCUAGCUGCAGAGGGCACUUGUAGGCUGGCUGCACUGUAAGGCUACAGCCACUAGCAAAGUUAGCUGGUUGACAGGCCUUUUGGUACAUAUGGCAUAAUCUAAACUGUAGAAGGGAGGAGAGAGGAUAUUGUGUUUCAAGGGAAAAUCUCCCAUCCCUCAUAGCUGAUGAUUCUCUGGUUCUUUCAUUAACAAUUUUAUUUACUUUCCACCCAGAUAGACUUGGUCCCAGAAUGCUUGUGCAGCCAUUUGAUACUUUCUCAAAGGCCUAACAAAGACCACAGAAUUCUGACGGUAUCCCUAGCAGUCAACUGUAUCUGACCAGUCAAAUUUCUGAUAAUCCAAAUCAAAUUUAGCCUACCUGAGGAUGGUCUAUCAUCUAAAAAAAAAAUCUUGUUAUAAUCGAGGCUGUUGGGAAAAUCCCAUCCAGCUCAUAUCUGCAAUCACUCUAAUAGUUUCAGCAUCCUUGUUUCUGUGAAAUUCCACGAGAAAACUAAUGUAUGUAUCGUCUCAUCAUAGAAUUGCUUCUUCGCUCACAAAUAAUUAAUAUAUAAUACAAUCUCAUUUUUCUUCUAAUGGCAUGACAGUUGUAAUCUUGCUCAAGAAACUGGUGUUAUGCCUGUUCCUGUUUGCGAAAAAGAUAUGACUUGCAAGAUGCCCGUAGCCAUUCUUUACGGGGUGGUGAUUUGAAGAAAAAAAAUAUGCGUAAAUUAGAGUAAUAUUUUUGGGCUAUUGUUAAAUUAUUUACUAUUUUUCUUACGUCGUAUAUGCAUAUUUUAAUUGGAUUAUGAUACAUCUAUUAUUUUAUUAAAAAAAAUUAGAUGUAUAUCAGUUUUGAACUCUCAAUCAAACUAUGUUCUGAACCCUGUCAGUUGGGGGUUAUGCAUUGGCACUCUGCCUAUUAUUGAUUCUGGCCCACCGCAGGAUAUAAAUGCGGUAUUCUGCCUCACUCCACAGAAUAUGAGUGUUGUAUUCUAGCCCACUCCGUAGGGUAUAAGUGUGGUUCUAUCUCUCUAUAGUUUUUUAGCUUAUGUACAAGAUGGACAUGUAGAUCAAAUAUCCAAACCAACAAUUAUUUAGAUUUCAAUAAGUCAUCUGCCAAUAUCUUUGUAAGCCCGUAGAAAGAGUGAGUAAUGCAACAAAAGAGAAGGUGAAGAAAAAUCGGUGCAAUGGAAAUUUUUUUUUGAGAUCCUCAUUCUUGGUUUUCUGAAAUAAUAGACUGCAAUAGAAAAAUAGAUUACAUUAUCCUGUGGAUUUAGGGUCUACUUGAUGGUUCUUGGGCCAGCUUAAGCCCAUUUCCAACUCUACUAAUAAAUGAAUCUCUCCAUUAGCUUAUAACGUCGUUAGCUUAGCCUCGCGGUAUCUCACAUGGUGAAACUAUCGUUACCUCGGGGUAGUUUUCCUUUAAUUGUUAUCACAGUUUGUUUUUUUAUCAAAACUCAUGUUAUUUUUCAAAUUUGUUUUACAAGUGACCAUGGUUCUUUACGAGAUUCUUAGAUUAUAUACCGGAAGAUUAUGUUUAUACAAAAAGUUUACAAGGAAAUAAAACCAGGAAGUCUUACCUUUCACCGAAGUGCAGCUUAUGUUAUCUGUACUUUUAUACACCAUGAUGUGGAAUUUUUGGGUUGAAAAUACCGUCUAAUUCAAUCUCGAGAUGUUUCUGAAGCAGUUUCCAAGGCAUCGAAAAUUCAAAGCGCGGAAGCUAAGAUGGAUUUGGCUACAAUUCUUCAACAUUUCUUUUUUAAGCUUUCAGCAUCCUAUGCCAUGCUCCAUACCCCACUGAUGGUGUUCAGACCAUUCUACAUUAGCUUUUGGAUCAUGCUGGGAUCAAGAUACAAAUACUAAUCUAAAUAUCACCGUCCAUACCACUGCAAUAUUAUCCGAGUAGUUGGACGGAUAAAUUUUUUUUAUUAUCUCCUGAUUAAAAAUUACUAUAAUUAUUUUGUUGCUAUGCUCUCUACAGAUUGAACCUAGCAUAGAACCACGUAUAAUGCAGAAUGAAGAACUCCAAAAUAGAAGACUGAAAUUGUAGCUCAAUUUCGAUUUAUAUAUUGAAAUGUGGCAAUGCUUUUCUAAACAUACAAAUAAAUUGUAGACUCGUGCCCGUACAUAAUGUAGGACAAGCAACAUAGAGCUGAAAAGAUUUAGCGAUUAUAACUAUAACUUAAUGGUGAUUUUCUUUCUAUUUUAUUUUUCAUCAUGUUUAUUUUUUUUAAUGAAAAGUUAGCUAGAUGAUUAGAAUAUUUUAGUAAAAUUCAAAGAUCGUAAUUGUUUAUGAACAAAAAAUUUAUGCAUGCAUAUAAACCUGUCCGAGAUGUCCUCGAGGACGAGGUUCCCAUAAACCUUUCUUUUUUAAGGUAAAGAUGGGAAAAGUGAGAAACUUCCCUCAAAAUUUUGUGGAGACAAAGUUGGUUAGGUCCCAUAAACGCUUCACCACUGAGCUGCAUCCCUGUUUCACAGAUCACGGCCAUUCAAUUUUAAACUAACGGGUCAAUCUUUUGUUGUUUUCAAUGUUACAACUUGGCCCUCAAAUAUUAUAAUACUUACUGAAGAUGCCCUCUCUUUAGUGACAUUAGCUCGACAGGACAGGCCGUGAAGGCCCGGCAUCGGAAGAGCUCGGAAGAUGCCCACAGCGUACUCGACCGCUGGCCCCGCGGUAGCAACAAAGAGGAGGUCAAGGUCUCCGUAAAAUAACCCACCCCUACCUAAUGAAAGCGGCACCACUCGACCGCUGGCCCCGUGGUCGCAACGUAGGAAGACUCGGGCCACGAGAGGAGGUCAAGGUCUCCGUAAAAUAACCCACCCCACGUUAUAUAAACGACAAACAAAAGGGACUGUGUUUCUUACGGUGACAAGUGGCACCACUCACAGCUGGGGUCAAGGUCUCCCCCGUGCCCACCUUUCAGGAAACCCCCCUCGAGAGGCCGUGUUUCUUACGGCGAGAUCGCAAAACGUGCGGUACACGUUGGUGGUGUGGCCCCCACGAAACUUCCCGCUCUCCUUCGUUGCGGGCCCCAGCUGGACAUCUAUGCAUCUCUUCAGUCCGUCGGGCGAAGGUAGAGUAGAUCAGCUGCUAGAGUAAUGGCAACCCGCUUUAAUGUAAAUUAUUUGCAAAUAGAUAUAUUUAUGUGGCAAUAAUUGUGCGUUGUAGUUGUUGGACCCAGAUCAUUUAGGUUUAAAAAAUAAAUUGUCUAAUGAUUAGCGUUAAAUAAUUGGUAUUAACAAAUUGGGAAAUGAGAUAGGAGAUGUCCAAACUUAGCAGUCAAAAUGGAAAGUGAAUAUUUUGAAGCUGCGUAAAAUAACAAAUGCCUAGUUGAAAAAUAAAAAGAUAUUAAAAAUAUACCCUUGGAGUCAACUCAAUUAUUUAGAAUCAAGUUCUCUGUAUUAUUAUUAAUACUACCCGGUAGCCAUACUUAGAGCAACAAUUAGGCAUACACAACACAUGGAUACCAGAUUGCUCGAUGCAGCGGUGUCCGGCAAUGUUGCCGUCCUUAAUCAGUUGGUUAGAGAAAGUCCCAAAAUCCUUCUUGGCAAAACUCCACUAAAUAACACAGCCCUUCACUUUGCGGUGAUAUAUGAGCACGAGCAAUUUGCAAAAGAGCUCUGUCUGAGCAGCCCACCCCUCCUUUUGGCCACAAACUCAAAUGGAGAGACUCCAUUGCACAUCGCUGCUAUGGCUGGUCAUCACUCUAUGGCCACUUUUUUUAUUCAGGUUGCAACGCAGGUGCUUCGUAGUGGCGGCGAUAUAGAGGGAGGCGACCCUCUAAAACAGAUGAUGAUGACAACGGAUAAGAAGGGAAACACUGCUCUGCACCAUGCCUUGCGGCAUGGCCACAGCAGCUUAGCGCUGGAGCUGCUGCAGGCGGAGCCCAAGCAGUCAGAAUUGAUUGACAGCAACCAUGAGUCGCCAAUGUACAUUGCAGCCUAUAGAGGUUUAGCUGAUGCUGUCACAGCAUUGGUGCAAAUUCCUUCAUCUAAUCAUGGAGGCUACUAUGGCCACACUGCUCUGCAUGCUGCUACUAUUUCCGAGCAUUCAAGCAUAGUGGAAACAUUGUUGAGAGAGAGGCCAGAGCUCGCCAAAGCUCAGAACGACCAUGGGACUAUCGCACUCGUUCACGCAGCAGUGGGCAAUAAACUGGAGAUGUUGCGGUUGCAUCUAAGGUUUGAUCCCUCUCUUGCAUACGUGAUGAAUCAACAGUUCUCGGCCUUUCAUUAUGCUGCUCGGCUAGGCUAUGUACGCAUAGCCGAAGAGCUCAUUCGCCACUGCCCAGACUCUGGUUUUUUAGUUGAUAGACAGGGCCGGAAUGCGCUUCAUGCGGCGAUACUUGAAGGGCAGGUGGAUUUUGUUAAGUACAUCCUAAAGACACCUGCGCUUCAUGGAUUGCUCAACCAGCCAGAUGACGACGGGAGCACUCCCUUGCAUUUGGCUGCGGAGACUUGCAAUCCGGAAAUACUUCGAGCUUUGUUGGCUAAUGAAAGGGUGGACCGUGCGGCCUUGAAGGGGAGAUUUAGUGCUCUCGACAUCUUCUUUGAUCGAGUGGAACCUGCAAAAACUUUGAAAUGGAAUGAGGCGUAUACGCUGUUGCUUCAUGCCACCAUCCCCGGCCUGGCUACAGGUGACAUAUGGCAUACGGCCGAAAAAAGAAUAGCCCGGGAAGCAAUCUGUCAGAUCCAAUCGCUAACUCAAAGAUACACCCAGAACACCUCGUUGACGGCCAUCCUCAUUGCCACGGUCACCUUCGCCGCGGCCUUCACGAUGCCUGGAGGGUUUAGCAGCGACGAGGGCCCUGACGAAGGCUUGCCAAUUCUAGCAAAGAAAGCAGCCUUUAAGGCGUUCUUGAUAUCGGACACCAUUGCUAUGGUCGCCUCACUCGCCGUUUCUUUUCUUUGUAUAUUUGCAGGAUGGGAAGACAUCGACUUCUUGCUCCACUACAGAGCAUCCACAAGGAAGCUGUUGUGGUGUGCAAUUGCGGCCAUGUCUGUGGCAUUUGCAUCCGCGAUGUUCGCAGUGCUUGCACCAGGAAACUUGUGGCUUGCUAUCCUUAUUUCUUUGCCGUGUUGUGCCCUUCCCUUCCUCACCUAUAUCUUGGCUAUGUGGCCGCUCUGCAAGCUCCGUCUUCGUUAUGGUGGGACGUUUCGCCCGGAUCUCCUCGAACAGGUCUAGCUAUCGAGAAUAGCUUGUACUGAAUUCGAUAUUUAUCAAGUUAGACUUGAAACUAAAUUUAGUUUUAAGUUAUCGUAACGAUUUUUUUUUUCUUCUAUUUAUCUUGUCCUGCAAAUUAUUCAAAAGAAUCAAUAGACUAACAAGCCGCUCGCCAUCUUUUCAUUC